AAACCAAUAAGGGACCAGUUCGGGCAUUCGAAAAGAUGGCUACGCUGCCGUCACCGACACAGGUGGCUGGAAACCACUGUGCCAUAUAUGAGACCUAUUAUAAUGUGGUGGACCCGAAUGGUUUCGGAACAGUGGGUGGAAUGGAAGCUGCGCGCUUCCUUAAACGAUCUGGGCUGAGUGAUGUUAUUCUGUCAAAAAUAUGGGAUCUUUCAGAUCCAGGUGGACGUGGUUGUCUUGAUAAGUCCGGCAUGUUUGUAGCUUUAAAAUUAGUCGCACUUGUACAAAAUGGUAAAGACUUAAAUAUCUCCAAUGUUAAUAUGGAUGUACCCCCACCAAAAAUGGGAGACAUCCCUCUACCAAAACCUGUGAAGCCUCCACCACCUAGUAAUACUCCUUUAAUUACCUCCUUGCCUCCAACAGCAGUAGAUUGGACAGUAAAACCUUCAGAGCGAGAAAAAUACGAUAAAUUAUUUGAGUCAUUGCAACCCAUGAAUGGACUAAUACCAGGCAAUAAAGUGAAAAACGUUUUAAUGGAAUCUAAACUACCAUUUGAAACGUUAGGUAAAAUUUGGGACUUGGCAGAUCAAGAUAAAGACGGAAUGUUGGAUAGGCAUGAAUUUAUCGCGGCUAUGCAUUUAGUUUAUAAAGCACUUGAUAAGUAUGCAAUACCAAAUACUCUUCCUGUCGAACUUAUGCCCCCUGCAAAAACGAAAAAUAGUCAUCACGUUGCAACCACUUUACUGAACAGAAGUUUAGACGGGGUUAAACCUGAUAUUCCUCCACCACCGACUGCAACUUCUGUUAUUCCACCAUUAAAACCCGUUCAGACUGUCCAACCGACAAUUCCGUGGGUUGUAACACCAGACGAGAAGGCCAAAUCUGACGCUCUGUUCAUAAAAAGUGAUAUUGAUAAAGAUGGAUUUGUGUCAGGACAAGAAAUUAAAAACGUGUUUCUUCAAUCAGGGGUACCACAACAUGUUUUGGCUCACAUUUGGGCGUUAUGUGAUAUUAAACAAAGUGGGAAACUAAAUAAUGAACAAUUUGCGUUAGCCAUGUGGUUUGUUGCAAGGUGCCUAAAAGGAAUAGAACCGCCAGCAGUGUUGACCUCUGAUAUGGUUCCUCCUAGUUUUCGGUCUGUUAAACCAGAUGGAAUUGUAGAAAACAACAACACACGAUACUCGAAUCCCGAACUGGAUAUGAUCAGUAAGGACAUUGAAGAAUUGGUUAGGGAAAAGUUAGCUUUAGAAACGGACAUUGCACAAAAAGAAGCGGACAUUAAAAUAAAGAGCGGCGAAAUUAAAAGUCUGCAGAGCGAACUUGAUACCCUGGCGGCGACCCUUAAGCAGUUGGAGAACCAAAAAGGUGAAGCCCAAAAACGCUUAAACGAUCUCAGAUCUCAGAAAUCUGAAAUAGACAGGGAGAUGGAAAUUAUCGUAAGGGAAAUAGAGGAAGAUAUGCUAAAGGUAGAUAAGUUGCGAGCUCAAGCAGCUGAACAAGCGGAGGCCGUCGCAGCACAAGAGUCUGAGUUGAAUUCUAAGAAGGAACAGUUGGAGGGUCUGCGGAAAGAGGAACAACGGUUGGAACAGCAGAAGAGAGAGAGCGAUGUGAAGUUAGAAAGUCUUACAACAAAUUUACAGGAUACUCAACUUAGCAUAAGUCAGACGAAAGCUUUAAUCACUCAAUUGCAAGAACAAACCCGACAGAUGAACGAUGCAAUUGAAGCAUGUGAUACUGCUAUUCAGUCUGGAGAUGCUAAUUCGGUGGUUGAUACGGCCUUGAGGAUUCAGCCCGAUUUUCGUGAUCCGGAAUAUUCGAAAAUUGGAUUGGAAAAUGGCAAUGCGAACAAAGAGGUAAUUAACAAUAGUUUUGGAGACUCAAAACAUGAUCCAUUCAGCAGUAAACCAAAUGGUCCUUUGGAUUCCUCCGGUUUUGGGGACGAUCUUUUUAAUAACGAUACUUUCAAGAAUUCCAAUGCCUUUGAACCUAGUGAUCCGUUUAAUUCUGCCUUUUCAAAAUCUACCGAUGAUGGUUUUUUAUCCGACCCUUUUGGAGGAAACGCGUUUACUGCAAGUACGACACCAAAAUCAGAUCCGUUUGACGCUUUCGGCGAUUCUCGUAAAAGUGUUGAUUCUGCAGUCGAGGAGGACAAGGAUGCCUUUGGAUGUGAUCCCUUCGCGGUUUUACAUGCGCCUACACGAGACGGAGCUCCCGCUCCUCCUCGACCCACAAGUCCUAGUCCAGCUUUGCCUCCUAAAAAAAGUAAACAGCCUCCACCGAGGCCAGCUCCACCUCGACCAGCGCAACCUCCAGCUGUCAAGAGACCAUCACAAACGGACCUAUUCAGUUCAGGGAAUGACUCAUUUUCAUCGAGCGGUGGUGGUUUUGCUGAUUUUUCAGAUUUCGACUCUAAGUUUUCCAAUAAGCCGAGCGACAAGGUAACCGCACAGCCUAAAGGUUUGGAUUUCACGGACGACCCAUUCAGAGAUUAUCGUUACGAAGACCCCUUCAACAUAAAAUUCGACGAGGAGCCACCUGAUGUGCAGACCGUCGAUACUUUGACCAGCGACGUCGAUGUAUUCGGUUGCACAAAAAUGAAAAGCUUCGACGAUUUAACCAGCGACAAAUUCGAUCCAUUCGGAUUGGACGGUAGACAGUCGGUUCCUUUGCCAAGCAGUGAUCCGUUUGGUAGUAGUAGUAGUAAAGAAUCCAAAUUAGGAACUGAUCCGUUCACAAACAUUAGUGGCAGAGCGUCUGCUCCCAUCAGGAGUUCGGGAAUGACUAGUGAAGAUUUUCAACUUGAGUGGGCUGCUCGUGAAAGCCUCAAACUUGAAGAAGAUAGGAAAAAAAGACAGUUGCAAGAACAGGCGGAUUUAGAAUUAGCUAUCAGUUUAAGUAAAGCUGAGUGUAAGAAGUCUUAGCUCAUGUCAAUAACUAUUGAGCUUGCAGUUGGUAUGCAUUGUUUAAGAGCUUUUUCUAUUUCGCUUACCAAAUGUAAAUGGACAUAUCAUUUAUGUUUAUGUUAAAUUUUUGUGUAACGUACGAAUUUUCAACGUUAUAAUUAAACACUCAUUAUGCCUGUGCCUCUUUACAUACUCUUUGUGGUAAUUUUUCAUACUUUCAAGAAUUAAAAGUGGCAAUACUUAGUUAAAUAUAACACUGAUAACGUUUAUCCUGAAAAUACUAUUGAAGCGUCCGUUCAGUAUUUAUCAAGACUACGACUAAAGAAUAAUUUUGUUUUUAUUUAUAAUUUUGGAGAUCAUAUCAUUUUUUUUUUUUUCAGUUAUUGCCGUUUAUUAUGAAUUUAGUCAUGUAAAUACUUAUGUUAUUAUUUAAAGUACAAUAUAAUUGUUAACAUUUUA
Zophobas morio is the source of this 3359-nucleotide messenger RNA. RefSeq names its product epidermal growth factor receptor substrate 15-like 1 (gene Eps-15). Gene Ontology annotation, molecular function: calcium ion binding; cadherin binding. The record is from RefSeq and is a predicted model, not a curated record. Bases 36 to 2918 code for a protein of 960 amino acids. NCBI's taxonomy places the organism in Eukaryota, Metazoa, Arthropoda, Insecta, Coleoptera, Tenebrionidae. Gene Ontology annotation, cellular component: plasma membrane; cytoplasm; clathrin coat of coated pit. The transcript has 16 exons. Gene Ontology annotation, biological process: endocytosis; endosomal transport.